Molecule: messenger RNA, 1755 nt
Organism: Drosophila elegans
Lineage: Eukaryota; Metazoa; Arthropoda; Insecta; Diptera; Drosophilidae
Gene: dpr5
Product: V-set and immunoglobulin domain-containing protein 10
Exons: 6
Coding region: 345-1355 (336 amino acids)
Biological process (GO): synapse organization
Cellular component (GO): neuron projection membrane
Source: RefSeq, a predicted model, not a curated record
CCUCAAGCCACACACACGCAACGAGCGCUGAGAAACCGGAAACGUGGGAACUUGCUACCCGUUAACUGUGACCCGUGACUCGUGACCCGCGACUUCUGGGGAAACGUGACCCCUGGUGAAACGUGACUCGUGAGCCUGCUCGGCUGGCUUUCGUAUCUGGCAUCUCAAUCGGAAUUGGUAUUGAAAUCGCCUCAUUGGAGUGACUGAUUUCGAGUUGCGUGCUUCUGUGGCGGUUCGGAGAUGCCAGUUCCUUGCGUCGCGUAAGGGCAGUUACGUAAGCCAAGGAGACCUGUCUCCGCGCAAAAGGACACAAACGCAACGCGCUCGAAUGCGUUACGUUGCGCAUGAGAUGGCGGCACGCAGUUCGCGCUACAUUUACUCCGACCACGGCCACCGAAUCUAGUCCGCUCUUAGGAAAAGUUAUAAGUAAUUCGAGAGCCCCACAAAUUGCGCAUGAAAUGUUGGUGGAAUACUUUAUGGCGCUGCUCGUGAUCAUGGGAUUAACCGCACCAGUCGACAAGCAGAGCCGGCGCAGCAGCCAAUACUUCGGUCAUAUGGCCGCCGCCGAGGAUCUGUCCAAUAUGAUACCAGAUAAUUACGAUGGAAUCAACCCACUAUUCGACAACUCCACGGAGCGGGAGAUCAUCGCCGCCUUGGGCACCACCGCCCGCCUCCACUGUCAAGUGCGGCACCUGGGCGAUCGGGCAGUGUCCUGGAUAAGACAGCGGGACCUCCACAUCCUCACCAUCGGCAUCAUGACCUACACAAACGACCAGCGCUUUUUGGCGCGCCACAUCGACAACUCCGACGAGUGGGUGCUCAAGAUCGUUUCGGUGCAGCCAAGGGAUGCGGGCAUCUACGAGUGCCAGGUGUCCACGGAGCCCAAGAUCAGCCUGGCCUACAAGCUGAUUGUUGUGACCUCCAAGGCCCAGAUCCUGGCCAACCGCGAGCUGUUCAUCCAGAGUGGCAGCGACAUCAAUCUGACUUGCAUCGCACCCCAGGCUCCAGGACCCUACACGCACAUGCUGUGGCACAAGGACACGGAGCUGGUGAGCGACUCCUCGCGGGGCGGCAUCCGCGUGGUGUCCGAACAGCAGAUGAAGACCAGCAACCUGGUGAUAUCGCGGGUCCUGCACACGGACUCCGGCAACUACACCUGCUCAGCGGACAACUCGAAUUCUGACAGCGUCUUUGUGCAUAUCAUUAAGAGUGAGCAGCACGCGGCCAUGCAGCACGAACUGGGGUCGAGACUGGAUCUGCCUCCGCUGCCCCUGCUGCUCCUGGCGGUCCUGCUGGUCGUCCUGCUGGCCCCCACCCCCUCCUCCACCACCCUCAACCCCCGUGCAACCCCCUAAGCCGAGCCAAAGUCGAGCGGCAACUUAUGUUCGAUGUCUGGAACUCCGGGAGCCACAGAGCCGGUCAUCAUCUCGUUACAGGCCACGCCCACGCCUUCGCUAACGCCCCGGAAAAAUGGCUGGAUGGAGGAGGUUAACGACGUCGAUGUCGCGUUGUCUUGUAAAUAUGUAAAUUGAGUUUUUGUUUAUGUUUGUGUUUUGUGGCUCAGUCUCUAAGUAUUUUUAUACGUAAUUAAGUAAAUAGGUUGAGAGUGCAUAUGUGGCGCAAUGUAGCAAUUGAGCAUAAAGCGUAUUUGACAGAUACAUUCUGUGCACACGACCGCAUACCUAGAGAUACCAAAGUGAGCAAUCGAAUCGAAUCGAAUCCGUAACGAAUGUAAAUAAAUGUUUAAUCUUAAUA